Messenger RNA from Antechinus flavipes (yellow-footed antechinus), 2315 nucleotides. It is a transcript of the gene RTN4IP1, whose product is annotated as reticulon 4 interacting protein 1. Gene Ontology annotation, molecular function: oxidoreductase activity; zinc ion binding. The record is from RefSeq and is a predicted model, not a curated record. Bases 226 to 1413 code for a protein of 395 amino acids. Lineage: Eukaryota; Metazoa; Chordata; Mammalia; Dasyuromorphia; Dasyuridae. Gene Ontology annotation, cellular component: mitochondrion. The transcript is spliced from 10 exons.
GGGUCAUGAGUUAGGAGACACUAGUGGAGACUAGGAAGCAUCUAAACCUUCGUGCCUUCCCGACCUCUCGCUGGUAUCCCGGCUUGGGGGUUGCACCUUGUAGGCAGCCUGCAGAUACCUCGGGCGUGUUACCCUCACUUUUUAGCUGAAUGCGAACUGAGGCGGGGUACUUUUAGGUUCAAGGGAGGCAACUUGUGGAACCACGUGGGCUGGCAGUACGUGGGGAUGGAGGUCCUGAAGACGCUCGUGCUGAGAAGGACGCGUGGCCUGUGCCCGGGGAGAUGCAGGGCUUUGGCGAUUCCUUGGCGGGUUAGACACAUCAGCACCACGGCUUCCAGGAACACUGUGAUGCCAGCUUGGGUAAUCGAUAAAUACGGGCCGAAUGAAGUGCUCCGAUUCACAAAGAAUAUGAUGUUUCCUGUCAUAUACUAUCCAAAUGAAGUCAUUAUUAAGGUCCAUGCUGCCAGUAUAAACCCUAUAGAUGUUACUAUGAGAAGUGGAUAUGGAGCAAGAGCUUUAAAUAUGAAACGAGAUCCACUGAUUCUGAAAGACAUUGGGCAAGAAUUUCCUUUGACCCUGGGCCGGGAUGUCUCUGGCGUAGUGAUGGAAUGUGGGCUUUCUGUCACUUAUUUCAAACCUGGAGAUCAGGUAUGGGCAGCAAUUCCUCCAUGGAAACAGGGCACUCUAUCAGAAUUUGUCGUAGCCAGUGCAAAUGAGGUAUCUCUUAAGCCCAAGUCUCUCACUCACACUGAAGCUGCUUCCUUGCCUUAUGUUGCUCUCACAGCCUGGUCUGCUCUGAGCGAGGUUGGUGGGCUGAAUGACAAGAACUGUAGUGGAAAACGCAUUUUAAUUUUGGGAGCUUCAGGUGGAAUUGGUACCUUUGCUACACAGUUAUUGAAAGCAUGGGGCGCCCACGUGACAGCAGUUUGUUCCGGGGAUGCUGCCGACCUAGUGAAGAAGCUUGGAGCAGAUGAUGUAAUUGAUUACAGAUCUGGAAAUGUGGAGGAACAGUUGAAGUCCUUGAAACUGUUUGACUUUGUCCUAGAUAAUGUUGGUGGAGGCACUGAAGACUGGGCUCCAAAAUAUCUCAAGAAAUGGUCAGGUGCCACAUAUGUGACACUGGUCACCCCUUUUCUGCUAAAUAUAGACCAUCUUGGAAUAGCAGAUGGAAUGGUACAAACAGGAUUUACCAUGGGAUCUAAGGCACUAAAGCAUUUUUGUCAAGGAGUUCAUUAUCGUUGGGCCUUUUUCAUGGCGAGUGGCAUUUACUUGGAUAAUAUUGCAGAACUGGUGGAAGCGGGAAAGGUCAGACCAGUUAUUGAACAAACCUUUCCUUUUUCUCAAGUUCCCGAAGCCUUCCUGAAGACAGAAAGUGGACAUGCACGAGGAAAGACAGUGAUUAAUGUAGUUUAAGGCAAAGAAAAUACACUGAAUAUUGAUCGACAGAUCUUCUUGCAGACUUUGGUGUGGGCCCCCAUAUGCCCUCUUACUCCCACCUUCCUUCCUGACUCUCAUUUUCCAUAUUUAUCAGAAGUUUAAUGAGCAUGAGUUUUAAGUGUUCAGGAGAUGGGGGAAAAUGUCUUUACAUUUUGAGUCUCUAGCCACAAAUCUGAUUUAAGUGUUCCUGACUUAGGAUUUUCCACUGCCCACAUGAAGUACUGCCAAAAUAAAGCUGAACCAGAGCUAAUUGCAGCUACUUCUUCCAUUUUUUUUAAGCUCCUGAUUCAUUAGGUAGUAGGAAUGCUCCAGGGAAAAGUAGAGUUUUCUGCCCUGACAUGGCCUUCCUGAGGUCCUUGGAGGAGCCCUGGACUGCAGGAGUCAGUGUUCCUCAACUCUAUUGUGGGGCAGGAGGCAGGCAGUGGAGCUAACACAGACAUCCUAGAGCUGCCAGAAAGGGAGAGAAGCUUGGAAGUGUGGAGGAGCUCUAGCUGAGGGAUCACUGACUCUGGGACUUGGAACAACUUAUUUCUAUCUCUAGGGAGAGGGGGCUGGACCCAGGCCUUCAUUGGCAAAGGGAUAUCUUAGAGGAGGAAACUCCCUCUAUCAGUGCCAGUAGCACCUUUCCCAUAAUUUGUCUAUAAACUGUAGAGAAUUAUCUAGAGCAAUGAGAGAUUUCUUCAGAUUUACACAUUGAUCAAAAACUGACCUUGAACAUCUUUCUAGCUGUCCGGCCAAUUCUCUAUCCACCAUACCAUGCUUCCUUAUUUGUAAAACAGAGAUAAUCUUAUGUGAGCUACUGACUUCAUAGGAUUGAAGAUCAAAUGAAAGAAUAUGUGUAAAGAAUUUUGUAAGCUAUAAAGACGGUACAGCUGUAA